AUGGCGAGCGUCGGUGGAGGUGGUGGCGGCGCGAGCAAGAUGGCGGAUAAGGAGAAGAAGAAGAAGGAGAGUAUUUUGGACCUGUCCAAAUACAUCGACAAAACAAUCCGAGUGAAAUUCCAAGGUGGGAGAGAAGCAAGUGGUGUCUUGAAAGGAUUUGACCCUCUUCUGAACCUUGUGCUUGAUGGUACCAUUGAAUAUAUGCGAGAUCCAGAUGAUCAAUACAAAUUAACAGAAGACACACGUCAGCUGGGACUUGUGGUCUGCAGAGGGACUUCUGUGGUUCUUAUUUGUCCACAGGAUGGAAUGGAAGCUAUUCCAAACCCUUUCAUUCAGCAGCAAGAUGGCUAAUGCUUUCUUUGGAUUGUCUCUGAAGACUUCAAGGGUGCAAAUCAUUGGAGAAAACUAUCAGUGUGUGAGAAGCUUCCUGUUUUGGGGGAGAAGUUUGAAUGGGUAUUUGUUAGUGUGAAAGAACGGUCAACUUUUAUUUCUGUGGCUUUCCAUAAAUGAUGAGAGGAUGGGGCAUGGUGUGCAAGAAGUAAGUUCUGAUUUUUAUUUCCCCCCCCCAAAUAAAUGUGUAACUACAUUGUUUAGAGCUGACAGGAGAGAAUAUAUCGUCAUGGAAUUGUCUGAGACCCUCUUGAUCUUGUGAGUUUUGAAACAACCACAUAAAAUUAGUAAAGAUGCCCUGAAUAUUGGUUAUAUUAUUUACAUGUUUAAAUACAUUAAAAAUGUAUUUAAUCUAAAUUAAUCUAAAGCCUAAAUACAUUAGAACAUGUUUUUCUUCCUCUUAGAUGUCAGUUCUCAGCUGGGAAGCAUUGUGUUGUAGUCUUCCUGCUGUUGAGUUCAGUCUCUUUUGCCUGCUUGCUCCAGUGCACGCAGGAAAAUUACUUCCUUGUAUAGUACCUUGUCAUCACCUCUACAAGCUAUGUAGCUAAGAAGAUCUUUUCUAGCACUUGUUCCAGAUCUUGUGGGCUGUUAUCUGUGUAUCAGAAGGACUGCACUAACUUCUAGGAUGAUUCUUGGCUGAGUGACAUGAACCUUAUGGAAGUACCUGUUCGACACUUGGAAUUUUAGGGGAAGAAUAUUUAAGAUAGUAAUGUUCAAUUGUAGGCAGUGUCUGGAAAUACUGCAUAUUUUUAUAUAGUAGCUAUCCACUUGUGGUUCUGCUUGUUAUAACUUGAUUUGUAAGUAAACAUUCUUAUUUCUUUUAUACUGCAGAAAUAUCAAGAUUUGAGGAGUUUUGAGUGAAUAAAUACAAAUUAAUCUGUU
Messenger RNA from Gymnogyps californianus (California condor), 1272 nucleotides. It is a transcript of the gene LSM7, whose product is annotated as LSM7 homolog, U6 small nuclear RNA and mRNA degradation associated. NCBI's taxonomy places the organism in Eukaryota, Metazoa, Chordata, Aves, Accipitriformes, Cathartidae. The record is from RefSeq and is a predicted model, not a curated record. Gene Ontology annotation, biological process: nuclear-transcribed mRNA catabolic process; mRNA splicing, via spliceosome. Bases 1 to 351 code for a protein of 116 amino acids. Gene Ontology annotation, molecular function: RNA binding. The transcript has 4 exons. Gene Ontology annotation, cellular component: U12-type spliceosomal complex; U6 snRNP; catalytic step 2 spliceosome.